AUGCGUUCUUUCCUUUUACCAGUCCUUUCAUUUACACUCGGUCUCGCCGCUUGUGCGAUUGCCGACCCCACUCUCUCUCCGUGGCAGCUUCACGAACAACGUUCUCAUGUACCCGCAGGAUGGACCCGAACACGAAAACUGGAUUCCUCUGUGUCGGUCCCCUUACGAUUUGCGCUUUCCCAGUCAAACAUGGAGAACCUUGAAGCACUUCUCUACGAGGUGUCACUUCCUGCUUCAUCCAAUUAUGGCAAGCACUGGUCUCCAAGUCAGAUUGCCGCCAAAUUUGCCCCAAGCGCCGAAUCCAUAGAGACCGUGCGCUCAUGGUUGAUCGGAAGCGGUGUAGAGCCCCACCGCAUAAAACUCUCUCCCACCAAGGGGUGGCUCGAAGUGGCUUCUACUGUCGAAGAGGCUGAAAGUCUUUUGCUUGCCGACUAUCACGUAUACGAUCACGAAUCCGGCACAAAACAUAUCGCCUGUGACAGUUACCAUCUGCCGGAGCAUGUGAUCCCGCACGUUGACUUUGUGACUCCUACCAUACAUUUUGAUGCCAAGAUCCCGCGGAAGCGUGAAAAUCAAUAUACCAGAGUCCCAAUUGGCCAACCUGGUCAGGGUAGCACUCCCAAGACGUCUGGUCAAAUUGGAACCAUCUUUGAUCAACUUGAGGAUUGUGAUCAGCAGAUCACGCCAAUUUGUUUGAGGGCUCUCUAUGGACUUUGGUAUCAGCCAGUCGCCGGGAAGACCAACAGCUAUGGAAUCGUGGAAUACACCCCACAGUCCUAUUUGCAGUCUGAUCUUGAUUUGUUCGCGAAGAAUUUCUCAACCGGUCUUGAAGGUGUUUCCCCUACACUGGUCUCGAUUGAUGGAGGCGUCAUCGAGGGUUCUGACCCUUCUUUUGAUUACAAUGGGGAAUCCGACCUCGAUCUGGAGUACGCCAUGACCUUGGUAACAAAGGGACAAGACAUUACUCUUUACCAAGUUGGAGAUUCGGUUGAAGGUGGUUCUUUCAAUACCUUCCUUGAUGCACUGGACGGAACAUACUGCAAGUACGACGGCGGUGAUGAUCCCACCCAGGAUCCCGUUUAUCCUGACACCGCUAGUGGCGGAUACACAGGUAAUGAGGAGUGCGGAACUGUCAAGCCUGCAAACGUCAUUUCCACAUCCUACGGAUACAAUGAGGCCGACCUCUCUCCCGCCUAUGCUAUUCGUCAAUGCAAUGAGUACGCGAAGCUUGGCCUCAUGGGCGUCACUUUCCUCUUUAGUUCGGGAGACACGGGUGUUGCAGGCAACGGGGAUUACUGUUUAAAUUCUGACGGUUCUCAAUCCGCAGACGGUAAAAUCUUCAAUCCUGGCUUCCCUGCUUCAUGCCCGUAUGUCACUGCGGUCGGUGCCACCCAAGUUAGCCCUGGCCAAUCUGUAUGGGAGCCCGAAAAUGCAUGCGAGCAAGUCAUUUACUCUGGCGGUGGAUUCAGUAACUACUUCAGCAUGCCUUUGUAUCAGAAGGCAGCGGUCGAAGGGUAUCUAGCAGCUGAGCCGAUCUCGUACCCAAAGGAUAUCUACAAUUCUACUGGGGUACGUCGACCAUUUUUACAGUCCCGUGCAUAUCCCGAUCUCGCUGCUAACGGAGCAAACUACGUCAUUGCUGUCGACGGUAAUUUCUCGCUCGUGUACGGAACGUCCGCGGCUUCGCCUGUCGUCGGUUCUAUCUUGACCAUGGUGAACGAUGCUCGUAUCUCGCGGGGUCAACCACCUCUUGGGUUCAUUAACCCUGCUAUCUACUCCGCUGAUUUCAUUGGCGGCUUUAAGGAUGUCACCAAUGGAACGAACCCGGGAUGUGGCACUCUGGGAUUCAAUACAACUAAAGGUUGGGAUCCCGUUACUGGCCUCGGGAAUCCCUACUUUCCCUCUCUGCUUUCCAAGUGGCUGUCUCUUUAA
Messenger RNA from Suillus fuscotomentosus, 1932 nucleotides. Its product is annotated as peptidase S8/S53 domain-containing protein. Bases 1 to 1932 code for a protein of 643 amino acids. Gene Ontology annotation, molecular function: serine-type endopeptidase activity; tripeptidyl-peptidase activity. The transcript has 9 exons. NCBI's taxonomy places the organism in Eukaryota, Fungi, Basidiomycota, Agaricomycetes, Boletales, Suillaceae. The record is from RefSeq and is a predicted model, not a curated record. Gene Ontology annotation, biological process: proteolysis.